AUGGCGCCCGGCUUCCUGCUGGGGCUGGGCCAGGGCGCCAAGAGCCGCGCGGCCUCGCUGGACCGGCUGCAGCCCUGCGAGAUGCAGAGGACCUACUUCCCCAUGAGCGCGGGGGCCGAGGCCGGCUCGGACCAGGACUCCCUGCCCGCCCAGGGCCUCGGGGACGGCCUGGCUCCCCGCGAGGAGCCGUUCGCCGCCCCGUCCUGUGUCCAGAAGAGGGCCGUCUUCAAAGAGGACUUCCGCCGCCGGGGGGCCGUGUCCCCGGGCGCGGCGGGCCCCGCCAGCCAGGCCGAGGCCGAGCGCGGGGAGCCCGCGGGCCGCAGGGAGCAGCGCGAGCCGCCCCCCUGCAGCCGCAGCUUCGAGACGCCCUGCCACGGCCGGUACCUGAGCCCGGGCCGCGCGGGGAGGCGCGCGAAGCACGAGAGCCUCGACGACCUGCAGGCGUCCACGUACUUCGGCCCCACGCCCGCGCCGGGCGCCCGCGAGGCCCGGCGCUGCCCCGGGCGGCCCGGCAAGCAGAGCCCCUGGCCGGUCAAGAGCUGGAGCCUGAACGCGGAGGAGGCCCCCGACUUCGAGCGCUCCUUUUUCAGCAGGGACCCCUCGGGGGAGCAGCUGCGCUACGCGAGCCCCGGCUUCCCCGCCCCCGACAGGCGCCCCGCUUACCGCGCGCCCCAGGACCCGCCCGCGCUUCUGCCCGUCGGCUACGCGGAACCGAACGGGCUCCAAGCUGAAGACCGCUCGUCCCCGGUCGACCUGGAGAAGCACGAACCCGUCCGAAAGUUCAAGGACAAGAGCGUGGGCGGCGGCGUUGGGCGGCUCAGCGCGGACACCAGCAGCGUGGGGACCCAGACCGAGCCGCGCGCGCGCGAGCCCAGGACGGGCAGGGAGCUGUGCGCGCCCGCGCAGGGCAAGUACAGCGACAGGCGCGCCCUGAAGCACUCGGACGACGACUCGGAGAUCGUCAGCGACGACAUCAGCGACAUCUUCCGAUUUCUCGACGACAUGAGCAUCAGCGGCUCCACGGGCGUGAUGCCGUCCUCCUGCUACAACAGCACGGGGUCCCUGUCCCAGCUUCACAAGUCGGACUGUGACAGUUCCCCGGAGCACAGCUUAAGCAAGAUCGCCGGCGGGGGCCCCGGUGGCCAAGGCGAGAAGGGCAGCCGGCGCGCGGAGGAGGAGCUGAAGAGCAGCGUGUGCCGGCUGGUGCUCAGGGUGGGCGAGAUCGAGAGGAAGCUCGAGUCGCUGUCGGGCGUGCGCGAGGAGAUCUCGCAGGUGCUGGGCAAGCUGAGCCAGCUGGACCAGCGGAUGCAGCAGCCGGAGAAGGGGCGCGCGCGGGCCGACCCGAACUCCUCGACCAGCGAGGCGGCGUCCGACGACAGCGCCUCGCCCCGGCCCUGCCGCGCGCACGGCCCCCGCGGGCCCCGGCUGGACGGCAGCGACUGGGGCUGCUCGGACGCCAGCGGCAGCAACAGCGCGAGCCUGCGCGUCCAGGCCCUGAAGAAGAGCCUCUUCGCCAGGCCGUCCUCCCGGUCCCUGACGGAGGAGAACAGCGCCACGGAGUCCAAAAUCGCCAGCACCGCCAACUCGCCCCGGGACUGGCGCACGGUGCCCUACGCCGGCUGCGCGGGCCUCGGCGAGGAGGUCGAGGGCGCGGUUCCCGCGGACGACAAGGACUGGCCGCGGAAACCCAAAGAGGCCGACAGGCAGUACGACAUCCCCUCGCACCACCGCCUGCCCAAGCCCCCCAAAGACGGCUUCCUGGUGGAGCAGGUGUUCAGCCCGCACCCCUACCCCGCCUCCCUCAAGGCGCACGCGAAGAGCAACCCCCUGUACACGGACAUGCGGCUGACCGAGCGGGCCGAGGUCAAGCGGGGCCAGCCCUCCUGGACCAUCGAGGAGUACACGCGGAACACGGGCGACAAGGGCAAGCUGGCGGCCCUGGACCUGCAGACACAAGAAUCUUUAAACCCGAACAACCUGGAAUAUUGGAUGGAAGAUAUUUAUACUCCAGGCUACGACUCGUUACUGAAACGCAAAGAAGCUGAGUUCAGGCGGGCCAAGGUCUGCAAGAUGGCCGCUCUCAUCGCGGCGGCCGCCUGCACCGUGGUCCUCGUCAUCGUGGUCCCCAUCUGCACGAUGAAGGCCUGA
This is a messenger RNA of Propithecus coquereli (Coquerel's sifaka), 2148 nucleotides long. RefSeq names its product KIAA1024 ortholog (gene MINAR1). The record is from RefSeq and is a predicted model, not a curated record. Gene Ontology annotation, cellular component: plasma membrane. NCBI's taxonomy places the organism in Eukaryota, Metazoa, Chordata, Mammalia, Primates, Indriidae. The coding region runs from base 1 to 2148 and encodes 715 amino acids. Gene Ontology annotation, biological process: negative regulation of TOR signaling; negative regulation of cell population proliferation. The transcript is spliced from 4 exons.